This is a messenger RNA of Sphaeroforma arctica JP610, 642 nucleotides long. RefSeq lists its product as hypothetical. The transcript has a single exon. The record is from RefSeq and is a predicted model, not a curated record. NCBI's taxonomy places the organism in Eukaryota, Ichthyosporea, Ichthyophonida. Bases 1 to 642 code for a protein of 213 amino acids.
AUGACCAUGGUGAGCGAUGUGUUUGUGUCCGCAUCUACAGACAUAUCGAACCAGACAAGCAGCAACAACAUCUCCCUGCAGACUAUAAUCUUUAAUGGCACGUAUGGCGGCAACUUUACCUCGUCACAGACGUCAGACAUUACCUCCAAGACGGUGCAGGUGGUUGUCAACAGCACGUCGAACGAGGUCACGAGCGCCAUAGAGAACAUGCUGAUUGACUGGUUCGAGCAGAAUCUGGAUCAAACCCAGGAUGGACUGACAACGUCCAAGAACAAGUCGGAAGUCGUGGACAUUGUGAGGCAGUCCGUCCACUCCAACAUUGACGCCGUCUUCAAGACCAGGGUCGACAACACACUAAAGUCUACCAACUCGUCCACACAGUCUUACAGUUUUGUGGGUAAGGUGGAGGGCGACUGCCAAAUGGACCAGACGUCAAUCAUUGACUCCUUGUCUGAGCAGUUUGCCACGACACUUGUGCAGAAUGUGCUGGACUUGCUGGGGGUCAUCACAACCGACAAGGAGUCCACCCUGAACACGUCCCAGGAGAACACCGGCUCGUUUAGCACAACCAUGCUUAUCAUGCUGGCCAUUAUUGCGGUUGCGAUCCUGGCCAUUGUCAUUAUAUUUAAAUUCAAGAAAUAG